GGCUGCCGGGGGGGCGGUCACGUGGGCACGCUGCUGUCUCCCCCUCUCCCGCCCGCCGCCAGCCCCCUCCUGCCGGCGCCCUCUGCGGGGCGGCCACGUGGAAGCCCGGGCGUAAUAGAAUAUAUGUGAAUUUUUGAACCAAAGAUGGCUCAGAAGAGGAGCUCAAGUGGGCGGUCAUUCCCAUUGCUGCUGAUGAUUAUCGUUGUGGCCUUUGUUCAUUUAACUGUCUGUCCUUUUACAAAAGUGGAGGAAAGCUUUAACCUACAAGCUAUCCAUGAUGUGGUGUACCACCAACUGGACUUGGAUAAGUAUGACCAUCAUGAAUUUCCUGGAGUUGUUCCAAGAACGUUCCUUGGACCAAUUUUUAUUGCUGCUCUGUCCAGCCCAGCUAUAUAUGUACUUUCUGUGCUAAGAAUGUCCAAGUUUUACUCCCAGCUGAUAGUCCGAGGAAGCUUGGGGCUCAGUGUGAUUUAUGCAUUAUGGAAGCUGCAGAAAGAAGUCAGAAAGCAGUUUGGAGCAACUACAUCAACCAUCUUCUGUCUCAUCACUGUUACUCAGUUUCAUUUGAUGUUUUACUGUACACGAACCCUCCCUAAUGUGUUUGCACUCCCUUUUGUGCUCUUGGCAUUGACAUUUUGGAUACAGCAAAAGCAAAGGCCAUUCAUUUGGUUCUCAGCUUUGGCAAUUAUAGUCUUCAGAUCAGAGCUCUGCAUAUUCUUAGGCCUCAUGCUUCUGGUGACAUUAUUAACUAAGAGAAUCUCCAUCUUCAAGUUGCUUUCACAUGCUGUUCCUGCUGGAAUUUUUUGGUUGGGGCUAACAGUUGCUGUGGAUUCUCUGUUUUGGAAGCAACUUGUGUGGCCUGAGGGGAAAGUGCUCUGGUAUAACACAAUUCUAAACAAAAGUUCCAACUGGGGAACCUCCCCCUUCUUGUGGUAUUUCUAUUCAGCCCUGCCUCGUGCUUUGGGAUGCAGCAUUAUAUUUGUACCUUUGGGUGUAGCAGAAAAGAGAACUCGGAUAUUACUUUUGCCAGCAUUGGGCUUUAUUUUCUUGUAUUCAUUUCUCCCACACAAAGAGCUGCGUUUUAUCAUCUAUACUUUCCCUGUGUUCAACAUAGUGGCUGCUAAAAUGUGCUCAAGAAUUCUGAAUAACUACCGGAAAUCCUGGCUGUACAAACUUGGAUCUUUCUUUGUUGUAACUCACCUUCUAGUUAAUGCUGCUUAUUCAGGAACAUCUUUAUAUGUUUCACAUUUCAAUUAUCCUGGAGGAGUGGCAAUUCAGAAGCUGCAUGAGUUGGUACCUUCAACAACAGGUAUGUAAAGCUGGUUUGAGUUU
Molecule: messenger RNA, 1332 nt
Organism: Calypte anna (Anna's hummingbird)
Lineage: Eukaryota; Metazoa; Chordata; Aves; Apodiformes; Trochilidae
Gene: ALG12
Product: ALG12 alpha-1,6-mannosyltransferase
Exons: 8
Coding region: 145-1317 (390 amino acids)
Biological process (GO): protein N-linked glycosylation
Cellular component (GO): endoplasmic reticulum membrane
Molecular function (GO): alpha-1,6-mannosyltransferase activity
Source: RefSeq, a predicted model, not a curated record